Drosophila elegans is the source of this 8745-nucleotide messenger RNA. RefSeq lists its product as uncharacterized. The record is from RefSeq and is a predicted model, not a curated record. The transcript is spliced from 19 exons. Gene Ontology annotation, biological process: skeletal muscle contraction; positive regulation of protein localization to plasma membrane; positive regulation of voltage-gated calcium channel activity. Lineage: Eukaryota; Metazoa; Arthropoda; Insecta; Diptera; Drosophilidae. Gene Ontology annotation, cellular component: extrinsic component of cytoplasmic side of plasma membrane. Gene Ontology annotation, molecular function: protein binding.
AGCGGAGCCACUGGACCAGGGCGAGCACCAUUCCAGCGCAGCAGCGCCGCCUUCGAACAGGAUGCGGGAUUAGCAAGUGGAGGAGCAGCCCUAGAAUAUGGAGAUCUCCGCUCGCGCAGCCCCAGCAUCUUCCUGGAGCCACCCUCGCCGGAUCCCACUCAUGCCCACUUCGGACCGGGCUGGGGUCGACCCAUGUCGCCCAUGGAUCUGCCCCCAGAGCGAUCGUCGGGCAGCAAGUCGCCCACGGGCAAGUCCCGACUGCGGCCCAAGCUCCAUCUGCCGCUGGGCAGAUUGGGGCGGUCCAGCUCCUCGGACACAAGGGAGAGCAACAGACUGCGCGAGGAUGUCCAUGUGCAUGUGGAGAAUCCGGUGUUCAGCAGCGAGAACCUGCGCCACAACAACUUCGAUGCAUUCUUCGAGGCCCGCGAGCCGGUCAUCAAGGUGCAGCCGCGUACGCCUCACACGGCGCCGGCGGACGGUAGUGGGCGUGGCUACUCGCCGCCCCUGGAGAACUAUGCGGGCGUCUACGAUUCGCCCAGGACGCGGAGUCCGGCAGGCAAGGGCGGUAGCGGGGGCGGUCUGUUUGCCCGCUCGCCUCGCGAACGGAUGGCUGGCUCAAGAUCGCGCAGCGCGGAUCAGUGCGACGGAGCGGUGGGUGGAGCACCCGCUGGACAUCCACCAGCACCACCCAGUGGCUCCAACUCGGCGGGCGGAGGCGGUGGGGGCGCUGGAGGCGGGGCCAGCUCGAGCGGAGCGCACUCCAAAGGUGACAGGUUCUUCGGUAAAAUCUUCAAGUGGUCGAAGAAGUCGUAGGCGGAGGAUCUUCGGGUGGAGGGGACCACGCGGUGGUUCCCUUAGCCCCCCGGGCGGCAGGAUGGCGUCCUACAACGGCGUGCUCAAGGAUUACAGUCACAGCAGUUUGAACGAGGCUUUCAAAUCCCAGAACAAUGUCAACUUUAAGUUAAUUAAAACAGUAUCCGAUUUCUCCGAAACACUCUCCCGUCUGUACGAGGAACACGCAACUGCCCUCCAAGUUGCGGUCUCCAAUUAUCGCAAGAAGAAUGCCGAAUUACGAAAAGAAAGACCCGCCUGCCACUUGGCCAUCUUUCAGGCAUGGGAAACAUUCCUGCAGGAGGUCGAAACCGAUUCACAGGCCUGCAACGAUGUGGCCAGCGUCCUUUCCCGCCAGGUGUCGCGACCAAUGCUGGAUAAAUCCUUUCAUCGCAAAGUUCAAAGCCGUAAAAUAUUCACACACAGGGAGUCUUUCGAGACUAUUAUCGCAAAGACUGAAGAGAAGCUGUCAAAGUGCCGAGUGGACUACAAGCAGUGCCACCUGGCCCACCGACAGAAUCCCAGCCAGCACUCGCUCACCGAAUACAUCGACGCCCACAACGCGUACGUGCAGCAGCUGCAUGCCACCAAUGGCAUGCUGGAGGCCUACCACUCGGACACCCUGCCCCAGCAGAUGCAGGAGCUGGAGGAGAUUCACAACGACCUGGUCGCCAUUGUGUCCGACUCGCUGAUGCAGGGCGCCGAAGUAAUUGCCGGCAAGGCCAAUGACCAAUCCAAGCGGUACAACAGCCUGAUCAACCAGUGCAGUGCGGUGUCGCCUCAACAGGACCUGGUGAACUUCGUCCGCCUGCUGGCCCAGCCGUCCCAGGCCCAGAAGAUUCCCCGACGGCUCUUUGCGACGCCCCAGGGCGAGGCUGGCGAGGAGGCGGGCGACCACAAUGAGAUGACGCCCUGCCUGCGGAACGAGCUGGUCUUCGACCGGCACUCCACUUUGUCACAACGCUCCGCGCUGGAGUCGCUGAAGCGAGAGGCCAUCGAAUUGGAAUUGCAAAUACGUCAGCUGCAGGACUCCAUUGAGGCACUGAAUCGAACGCAGAGCCGCGGGAUCGAGGGUCAGCUGUACAACAAGGUCAACGAGCUGCAGGAGGACUUGUCCAUGAAGAAGUUCGACCUGCGGGCCAAACAGAUCCAUUUGGCGGCCAUAAGGGCUCAGAAGGAUCUGUUCGUGAGCAAAGUUGAGCCGACCUCGCCGCGAAACGAACGCAAAUUCUCCGCUGCCACAGCGCCAUCGAUGAAAACAAAGUGGCUGAAAGCAUUUAAGAGCCUAAAGCCUGCUGGUUCUGGUUCAGCACAACAAGCGGAUAGCCAACCACCCCGACAAAAUCAAAUGUACCACGCUGUAUCAACCGUAUUGACUUUGAGGCGCAAUGGAGCCUCCAGCACCGCCUCCGAGCCGCUGCGUCCCAACCUGGAUGGCAGCCACCACCUGCAGGAGUACACCUACAAGAAGAUAACGGCCUGCGACGUCUGCUCCCAGAUACUGAGAGGCCACACACGCCAGGGACUGCGGUGCCGCAUCUGCAAGCUGAACGCCCAUGGGGACUGCGCCCCCAAUCUGCCACGCUGCCAGGCGAAGCAGAAGUUGCUGCGGCGCCAGAAGAGCACCUCGGAGCUGGAGAAUCGCGUUGAUAUCGAGGAAGAAACAGGCGUCGACAAAUCCGUCCAGGGCAAACAGUUGGAUGGCGGCGUCGCUGGAGGAUCUGGAUCGGCACUUCCGGUUCCGGUUCUCACCGAGCGGGAUAUGGGCAGGGCCCCGCCCCCGGACAUACCCAUUGUCAGUGUCUCGGAACUGGCCCUGCAGGAGCAGCAGCUCCAGCAACUCCAGCAGCAGCAACACCAGCAACAGCAACAACAGCAGCAACAACAGCAACAACAGCAGCAACAGCAACAACUACAGCUGCAGCAGCAACAACAGCGCAGUCUGGCAUCGGUGGCGCAGGCGGCGGCAGUACGGGCGGGACGUGGGGUCCGGCCGCCGCCCGUGGCCAUGCCCAUUCUGGGCGUACAGCUGCAACAACAGGAGCUGCAGCAGCAGCGCGGCGGACUGCCAGUGCCCACGCAAGACAUUUCGAGUAGCUCAGCACCGCACUCACCGCGUCGCCAAAAGUUGAACUUACGCAUGAAAUCCCUGAGCCUGGACUCGCCCGAGUCGUCGGAGCUGCACGGCCAGUUCAGACGACGGGUCCAACUGCCCGGAACGGGUGCCUCCACAUCGGCCGGCUCCGGGUACUAUCACGGUGGGUCCGGAGGCCACCUGGAGCACAGCACUCCGCCGUCGAACAACAGCCGCCUGCACUCACCAUCGAGCCCCUCGCAUCCGGGCCGCAAACUACUCUAUGCCACACGUGGAAUGCGUGGCGGCAGCGUCGAUCUGCCGGACGAAAUGGAGAAGUCACAAUCCUCGGCCAGCACCUCGCCGUGCCUCUCACCCAAAACCCAUCGCCUGUUGCCCACGAAUCUGUACGUCAUCAUCUACAACUUCAAGGCGCGACAUGCCGAUGAGCUGGACCUGAAGGCCGGUUACAAGGUGACUGUUAUUGACAAUUCCGAUCCGGACUGGUGGAAGGGAAAAGUUCUGGGACGCGUGGGCUACUUCCCCUCCAAGUACUGUGUGCGUCUGAAUGCCAACGAGAAGCCACUGCAGGUGACCCACAAUCUGCAGGUGUCCGACAGCGAACGCGGCGAGAAUCUCACCCUGCUGAGGGACCAGAUUGUCAUCCAGACCGGCGACGAGGUCAACGGCAUGGUGAUGAUCCGUGCCGCCGAGCACGGGCAGGGCUACUGCCCGAUCAAGUAUCUGCAGGAGGUGUGACAGCCAGAAGAGGACGAGCCGCCUUCCGACGAGCGGGACAGACCGCACAAGUCGUCCAUGCAGACGUCGUCGUCGCGGACGACGGACAAGACCAAGCGUAGGAUUAGAAUCGUAGUGUCCGAGAACAACAACAACAAUCUAACUGCUAGUAGCGUUGCACCCCAAUCCACAUCCACAACCACAUCCACAUCCGCUUCUGCCUUCAGCACCAGCCAGCACCAUCACCACCACCACCAUCACAACCAGGUGCCGAGGGAGUCCAGCAUCGAGACGAAGCGGCUGAACAUCGACUACGGCGACGAGGGCAGUGGUGCCGACUGGGACAAGGACCGCGAGGUGCUCAUCCUGUCCGGGCGGCGCAACAAGAACGACAAGAACUGGGAGAACUGGGAGCGCAUCCGGGAGCAGAAGCUGGAGAAGAUGAAGGGCAUCUGCUUCGAGAGCUAUCGCCAGUCGAAAAGGGAUAAACUGCUGCAGGCCAAGCCGCGGCCCAAGCAACUGGAUCCCACCUGGUACACGGACAACAUCUACUCCAACCGCUCCGACGACAUGGACGAGGACUAUGUGCCGGAUUGCCUCAAGUACGGACCCUUUCGCACGCUCCGCGACAUCCACGAGCUGGAUGAGAAGUCGGGCGGCAUGGGAGGCAUUGGCGGCACGGAGGAGCGUCGUGUGGAUGGCGAGGGUUCGCCUGGGUAUGGCCUCCAUCGCUCCAAGAGCUGCAAGGAGUUCCAGUACCCCAAGUCGCAGAGCUGGUGCUUCGAGGGCAAUGUCUUCGAGGCGGGCGGUGGUGUGGCCAGUGGGAGUGGCAGCUCCGGCGGCCCAGCCGCACCCGCCAUCACCACCAGCACCACCACCACCACCACCUCCAUACUGAAGAACAGAGCGGGUGUGCCCAAGUCGUACUCAUUCAGUGCCACCACCAAGACCAUGCCCUUCGACAUCAUCGACUAUGAGUUGCCGCCCGCCUCGAAUACGCGACGUGAGAAGCGGGAGGCCCUGCGGCGCAACAUGAAUGCGCUGUGCAGCAGCAGCUUGGACCGCUGCUGUGCGCGGGAUCAGUGCACCAGUGCGCGCUGCCUGCUGGAGGACAUCUAUCCGGGAUCGGGAUCGUCGAGGGUGAGGCCCCGGGCGGCGGACUGGCUCUUCGAGGAGCGGAUGGGCAGACAGCGUACGCCCGCCGCUCCCACGGUCAUCUGCUGCUGCUCGGCGGCCGAGGAUUGCUGUUGCCACCGACAGAGGCAGGCGCCACAGCCACCGCUGCCGCCUGCUCGCCCCCGAUCCAGGCCCAUUUGUCCAGGUCAUCAUCCCGCCGCGGAGGAGGAGGAGCACAUGCACUGCCGCUACGACACCGACCUGGAGCACUUCAUACGCGCCGAGCGAGAGCGUCUGCUGCUGCAGGACAAGUUCCUGGACGAGGAUGAGCGGUAUCUGGCCGCUGCUCCGGCUCGAAGUCCGGGGAGGCGAUAUGCGGCGGGAAACUACCAUCGACCGCCGCGCAGCAAGUCGCUGCUGGAGAUGCAGCCACCCACCAGCCUGUUCGACGAGGACACCUGCUCGGACACCACCGAGAUCGAUCUGGAGGACUUCAACAUCGACCUGGAGAAGUACUGGGAGCAGCUGGACAAGCCGCCCAGUCCCAUCAACAUGGACAUGCGACGCAACAUGCACAGCAGCCUCAAGGUGAAGAACGUCAAUGUGCGCUGCUACAACAAUGGCCAGCCCAUCGAUCUGCACGAUCGCGAGCACGAGCGGCUGAUGAUCAAGAAAUCGCUGCUGGAGGGGAUGCCCUCGCCGCCGCAGCUGGACUCCAGUGAGUCGUCUUUUUUUGAGUCCGCUCCCGCCGUUACGACCGCCCCCGGCCCCGGCCACGGCCACGCCUACCAUCACCGAACCGCCUACGGAGCACAGCAGGGCUAUGGCCACAAGGUGUACCCCACGGUGGACACCCUGCCGUCGUACCAGUACAACAACUUCUACCCGGAGCACAGCCAUCCCACGGUGGGCAGUGUGCUGACCCAGCAGCCAACGGCUGGCGUACACCAUCCCUCGGCCGGCGGUCACUCGGCCCUCAGCCUCAUUAACAACAUCUUCUCGAUCUACAAGCCCAACAAGUACUCGCCGGAGAACUGCCAGAUGAACUAUGAGAGCAAGCCGGAGCCGUGCAAGAAGAUGAACGUGCCGAGCACGCACCGGCCACUGGGGGCAGCCAGUCAUCCGUAUCCAGCUCCGUCAGGCCACGACUACAUGCACUCCUCGAUGAAGCGACCCCUGCUGAUCAGCGCCGAUCAGCCGCACUUCAAGAUUAUACCCGAGAAGACGGGCCUGAAGAUCUCGCCGCUGUUGAGCUACGAGGAUUACGGCGGAGGAGGAUGUGGAGGCGGUGUCGAGAAGCAACACCACAGACUGAGUAGCACGGCACGGCCUUUGAUGCUCCCGCACUGAUGGUGCUGGACCUUUCCGUGGUAUGGCAAUGGCAAUGGCAAUGGCAAUGGCAACUAUUGUUAGUUGGGCUAUCUCCAACUAUACCAAGCAAAAAACAAAAAGACUCGCGAGCAGCGAACAGCAACCCAAACGCACAAAUCAACUGGGUCCAGGCAAAGGGAAAAGGGAAUAAAGGAAGAAACCAUCGGGGGAUCAUUGGGAUCCUCUACUCCACUCCACCAAUUCGCCGUCUUCGUCGUCGUCGUCGUCGUCCUUGUCGUCCAUCCGCACAAUUUGCUUUUGGUUUAGCCGGGCAGGUGUUCCAUCGCAGCAUCCUUGACACUCCAGUGUCCAACAAGACACUCCAGCAACCACUUGAACAACAGCAACAACAGCCAUACCAUUGGAAAACAGCACUACAGACAAAGAAGACAACAGCAUCAACAGAAUAGUCAACAGUCGUCACAAGUCAGAUGGAAGUGAAAGUGCAAGUGUAUUAGUAACGAUUUGAUCAGCGGAUCGAUUAGGAUUAACUCACACAAUCCUUAUACACAAGACAAACACACACACACACACAAACAUUUGUAUACAAUCAAUGUGCUUUUAAUUCGCUUAAAAUCGCUAGUUAAAUAUCGCAGUUCGAUAACCACUAAACAACAGAUUCACUAAUUUUCGAGCAACUUUUAAGCAAUCAAGAGCGUAUUCAAUAGAACAAUGUGUAGAUCUAAGUCAAAAGUGUUUAGUCAUUAAGCCGUUCAUAUCGCGUUUCAUAUUCCAGUAUGGACAUAUUGUAUACCCUAAACACUCUGUAGAAAGCUAAACGGAUUUUAUUAGUACCGAAGAUUUCGGUGUCUAUAGAAUAUCUAUACCUAAACUCGUGAAUGUCAGCGGCACUUAUUUUGGCCUCAUAAUAUAUAUAUUGCGAUAAUUUUGAGAUGCAAAACGAAAACUAAGGCGAACCGUUUUUAUUGUCACCAAAAAUUUUUUCUAUUUUUUAUACCAAACAACUUUGAAUCAACUUAACGGGCGGAGCUAUUGAAAUUGCUACGAUCGAUAGGGCUAGAAGCUUUCCCCAUAAGUUGCGGCUACUAGGAGCGAUUAUACGAAUGCAUGCUUAAGCUAUUUAUACGGAUAUGAAUAUGAAAAUGAAUAGGAGCGAAGUGUGCGUUGAGAUCUCGAUAGGAAAAGCGCUUUUUAUAAACUAACUAGAUUUGUAUCGAAAUGUGAAACAUUGAAUAUGAUAAACAUUAAUUGUACUUUUAUGAUGUAUGCGUAUCCACUGGCCUUAUUUAUUGAGAAGCAACCAAAACAAUGAGCUGAACCCUCUCGCACACUCUCACACACACACGUACACACAAGCAAACAGAGACACACACACAAACAUCCCAGAAAAACAACUUGAGAAUUACAGUUGAGAAAUUCACAAAGAUUCAAGCUUAGGGCUUUGCGUCACUUUUGUUAAUUGUUUUUUGGCGUCCAAUUUUACAUGAUAACUAAUGUAGGACUCUAGACAAAAAAAACCAAUCGAAACUAUCGAGCAUAGAUUAACUAUCGAGUAUUUUGUAGUGUGUAAGCUAACUAAAACCUAAACCAAAACAAGUGAAGGUAACUUUUUAGCGCGAGACUCCUUGUGCGAGAAGAUUUUGAAUUUGAAUUUAUUUUUAAUGACUUUUGAAUACAAGACGAAACAAUGUGUGGGAGACAUUUUAUCAGAGAUCGUUUUUUAUCUAUUUAACAUUUUCUUGAACCACAUACAACAACUAUUUGCUAAGUGUACCCUAUGGCCUAUGAGUUAGUUGUAAGAGAGAUAGUUUUUCCAAGCCCCCGUUUAGACCACAAAACAGAUACUGGUACUGAAGACAGGCAAACAGGGGGCAUACUGCACAAAACCCAAUCUAUGAAAUAUCCACACUCUGCACCCAAUUAAUUGUACGAUAUAUCUAUAUCUAUCGAGUAACGAGUAUUUACGAUCACGUCUAGCCACUAAGGAUGAAUUGUAUUGUAAAAUGAAUGGAAUCGACGAACACGAAAACGCCCAAAUCUUAUGAGUAUGUAAGCAAAGCCGAAAACUUGAAUUCAAACAGGAUAACCGCUCCCCGCGGCCAUCUAAACUGCUGAAAUUGGCACUUAAGUAUAUAGGUAUACACACACCGCAUAUGUGUAUGUAUGUACACUGUACAACGUAGUAGAAUUUUCCGACUAAACACUAAAACGAACUUGCAAAACGUAGCGCGACAUUUGUGCAAGUCCAAGGUCCCCGGUAGCCCAUCCAACCAAAUCGAUGGGCUGCAGUUUAAAGGGCUGCGAAACUUUGCGAAACAGCUUCUUGUUUUUAGCGUAAAUUUUGUUUCACAUAUGUACGUAUGUACGAUUAGGCGACCAGCAUGACGAUGCACCUGGCGCACCUGCAGGUAGCUAGCAGAAAAUACAUGUAAACAGUAACUAGAAAAUGGAACAAUAUAAUAUCAGUGCAACGUAAUAUAUCAGUUAAAAUAACAGAGGCAAUACACAGAACUCAACUCAUUUAGCACCACCCCAGCCCGCAAUUUGAAUGUGAAAAACAACACUAUCCCCUCAUCCCAGAACCGCUUUUCCGACGCGACCCCAUUAAUUUACCUGAAUUGCAAAUAAAAAAGAUGUUCAAUUCGAUGUGAAAA